Molecule: messenger RNA, 1434 nt
Organism: Colletotrichum truncatum
Lineage: Eukaryota; Fungi; Ascomycota; Sordariomycetes; Glomerellales; Glomerellaceae
Source: RefSeq, a predicted model, not a curated record
AUGGAGUGGUCUAUCCAGGACCAUGGCCGAUCUUUGCUCUUCCACUCAACACGGGGCCUUGUAGAAGCUAGUUUGUACAACCUUCUGGCUGGCCCCCAGAAAAUGCCCGGGUUUCAAAUGAUUGUAGAGAUGAAAUCCCCUCCACUAGGCCUUUUACUGCCACAGGUUCUAGAUAGGAGGUAUCUCUCGGCUAUUGCCAUUCGAUCUCAUCUUCUGCUCAAGCUUGCUUCCAUAUUCCAUGACGUAACACGCAUCGACUCUAGCCGUUUGAAAAGGGCUCAAGGUCUUUUGGCUCAAGAAACAAGUCAAAAGCAGAAGCAGGCCGAAGUCGCGAACGGCAACGAAACUGAGCUUCUUUGCCAGCACUUAUGGGGACUCGUCAACACCAAAACCAAACUGCGUCCACUUCGAGGGCACAGUCUGCACAAACGAUGGGAACCGCCUAAGAAUCGAAACAAGUUCCUCGCAGCUUUAACCAUAUACAGCUCUACACAAGACAAUGAAGAAUCCAGUGGCACAAUUCCGGGAGGAGUGAAUCACAUCAUUGACGGCAGAAUGACGUCGGAGCCACUUAGAGACCCUCAUAGCUGUUAUACUUCGCCAGAUAUUGACUAUGACAAUCAGUACGGAAGUACUCUACUCGUGAAAGAAAGCUCAAAUUCUGCUAUCACCUCGACCCGAGAAUCUUUCGAACACCACUACGACGAACACCCCGUUCAGACCUUUAAUCGGGAGAAACUUAGGAACCAAGAGAUGUUCUCUCAUCAAGACGCCGUGGAAGAAGAUGUCUAUUCCCCACAGCCGUCAUUAGCCACUGAGUUGGACCAGCUGGUCCACGACCAAUGCUGUUGCUCAAUUUCGCCUUGUGACAGUAUCAAUACAACGAGCCCAGAGCCAGACACGAAUAUUGUCGACGAGCUCUUGAAUGAGUGGUGGAGCUUGCGGGCCAAUACGCAGAAAGAAAUAUAUAGUGACCAAAACCUGGUGCCAUUCGACAGCGCAGCAACUGAGAAGUGGGUGUUGGGACAGCUUUCACAUACAAUAGACUACAGUACGGUCACUGGUCCAAUAUCUGAAGAUUUCCAGAACUCCGACCCGCUCAUGGCUCUAGAUGAUGGACUUCCUGCAGAGAGCCCAAGCUAUGCAGACUUCAUCGCGGCGGAUGGCGAUCAUUUCCAUCACGUAAAUGAUGGAUUUUUGACAGAUGAGGUCGGUUUGAGCCUUCAACCUGUACAAGCCGAAAGCCUUCAACAACCCGACAUAAGAAUGGAAAACAGUUUCUCAGAUAUACCAUCAACUAUAACAUCAUGGUCGGACAGCAUCCAGGACAAUUCCGACCUCGACAACGUCGAACUGCUGCGUCGUCCAAAAACGUGGCUGGAGGAGUUCGAGGAUGAGGGCGUAACAGAACAUCUCGAGUACGGACAGGAGUAA